AGUCUCUCGAUGCGUGCUCACCUUCCCCUCCUCUGCUGCUUCCUCGCAGUCAGAUCUGCUGCUGCCUUCCUCCCGAGCCCGACAGGGCUGUCGGCAUGCGCACCAGCACAGGCUGCUUGCUGCGGGCUUGCGCUGCGUCCCGCUACCUCUGCAACCAAGAGCGCUGCCUCCUUGCGACGCUCCCCCCUCACGCCUGUGACGAUGGGACUCUUCGAUGCGUUUGCCGGACCCGAGAUCAACGUGGUCAAGCUCCAAGUAGCCGUGCACUGCGACACUCGCGGCCCCUCCUCCCUCCUUGGAACGAUCAGCAGGAUCGCGGACGAGGCGGACACGGAGACGGAGGAAGGACUGGCCGACCUCGUCUCGGAUGUGGCGCUUGCGCUGCUGCGGAAGGAGAGCGAUUGGGUUUCAGCAUCGCUGGAGACGAAAGUGACGAGGGAUGAGGAUGAGGGGGAGUCGCUCUUCGGGCAGUUCUCCUUGCAAGAGCGAGCCAAGAUCGAGCGAGAGACCUUCAACAAAGUGUCAGGCAUCGACAAGUCCGAGUCUCGCAGCUCGGAGGGGAAGCUGGAUGACAUCGGCAAGGCGACUGAGGCUGUCAUCACGAUGAUCCUCGCCAUAGAGGGGAAGGAGCUCCCGAGCGUCAAGGAUAUGAAGUUGCUUGCCGCGGAGAUCAUGUGGACGCCAGAGGAGCCUUGGGAGGUAGAGGAGGAGGAGGAGGAGGGAGCAGGGAAGGGGGAGGAGGGAGAGACGGGAGAUGAGGAGGAGGGAGAGGACAUAGAGGAGGAGGACAUAGAGGAGGAGGACAUAGAGGAGGACAUAGAGGAGGACAUAGAGGAGGAGGAGGAGACUAUUACCAAGGAGGAUCUUAUGUUGGAGUACCCCAAGCUUCUCCCCUUGUGA
Messenger RNA from Guillardia theta CCMP2712, 900 nucleotides. RefSeq lists its product as hypothetical. NCBI's taxonomy places the organism in Eukaryota, Cryptophyceae, Pyrenomonadales, Geminigeraceae. The record is from RefSeq and is a predicted model, not a curated record. Bases 10 to 900 code for a protein of 296 amino acids. The transcript has 11 exons.